CUCUAAUAUCUUUACCUUGACUGUACAACCAUAGCAAUAAGACAUAAAAGGGUGUCCUGCUGCUAGUUGAAAUGAUGAGUCUUCCAAAGUCACACAUCGAGAAACCCAAAACUCGCCUCUUCCAAGAUACUUGCUUCCACGAGCAUAGCUGGAAGUCCCCCAUUCAAAGUCGCCAUGCAACUCUCCACCAUUACUGCCUUCACCGUGGCAGGCAUUCUCUCCCUUGCAACAGCAGCACCAAGCAAUCUCAACGUAUUGAUCGAAAUCCCAAGCACUUCUAUUAGUCCCUUCCACCCAGGCCAGCCCACUGUCCACAGCGAGUCAACGAAGUCAGCAGCAUGCAAUACACAAGCCGAAUGUCCCAGAGGAGACUUCUGUCUGUUCAAUCGCUGUAUGCGAUUCUCUAUUGACGGUGUCGAUGCCCGCGAGUGGGGUGAGUAGGCUACUCAUUAUUCUAAUCAUACCAUGAAACGGUAUUAAAUAUCAAGCAGGAUGUUGGUUCAAAAAUGAUUGUCCCAAAGGCAAGGUUUGCCUUAUGGGCACGUGUGUCUGGCCUUUACUUGCUGAGGAGGUCGAUUCCAAUGAGUAUGGUGAGUAGGAUAUAUAGCCAUCACCAUUUCAUAGCACGUCUCAACACUAACAGUAGACAGAGUGCACUAAGCCUAGCGACUGUCCAAAGGGUAAGAUUUGCGCAUUUGGCAAAUGCAUUCGCCCGUUGCUUGCCGAGGAUGUCACUUCCAGCAAUCGUGAAUGCAGUCCAACCACCGCAUGU
Messenger RNA from Cadophora gregata, 772 nucleotides. RefSeq lists its product as uncharacterized. NCBI's taxonomy places the organism in Eukaryota, Fungi, Ascomycota, Leotiomycetes, Helotiales, Ploettnerulaceae. The transcript is spliced from 3 exons. The coding region runs from base 175 to 441 and encodes 88 amino acids. The record is from RefSeq and is a predicted model, not a curated record.